This is a messenger RNA of Necator americanus (New World hookworm), 1254 nucleotides long. RefSeq lists its product as uncharacterized. The coding region runs from base 1 to 1254 and encodes 417 amino acids. NCBI's taxonomy places the organism in Eukaryota, Metazoa, Nematoda, Chromadorea, Rhabditida, Ancylostomatidae. The record is from RefSeq and is a predicted model, not a curated record. The transcript is spliced from 2 exons.
AUGUCUCCGAGGCAUUCGCGGAGAAUCCGCCGGGACCCUCUUUACCGUUCCCCCCUUCCGCCAGUACUCAUCAACACCCUGGCAAGGCUCUUUACACGUUACCUGUCGGAAUGCAAGGUUCCUAAACAGUGGAAGACUAGCAAAACCGUGUUGCUGUAUAAAAAGGGAGAUCCACAUGACAUCGGCAACUAUCGCUCAAUCUGCUUACUGUCCGUCAGCUACAAGCUCUUUACAAGAGUGAUCCUUAAUAGGACUGAAGUCUUGGAUAAAGGACAGCCGUGCGAGCAAGCAGGGUUUCGAAAAGGAUUCAGUACGAUUGACCACAUUCACACUGUUUCGAAACUCAUCGAGGUAUCACGAGAGUACAAGAUGAGGCUCUGUCUCACCUUCAUCGACUUAAAGAAGACCUUCGACUCAGUUGAGACGGAAGCGGUCGUGGAAGCCUUGGACAACCAAGGCGUCCAUACUCAGUACAUAAAGGGUGACACAAUCUCACCCAAAAUAUUCACAGCCACCAUCGAGAACGCAAUGCGAAAGUUGGAAUGGGACGACAUGGGAGUGAAGGUCGACGGUCGGCAGCUACACCAUUUGCGCUUUGCUGAUGACAUCGUACUGAUAACACCUAGCGUCAGCCAAGCGGAACGAAUGCUGACCAAAUUCGACGAAACAUGUGGAUGCAUCGGUCUUCAGCUGAAUCUAGACAAGACGAUGUUCAUGCGGAACGGAUGGGUCUCGGAUGCCUCAUUCACGCUCAACGGAACGAAUAUAUCCGAAUGCACCAGCAACGUUUAUCUGGGUCGGGAACUGAACAUGAUGAACGACGUGACCCCCGAGCUGGGCAGGAGGAGACGAGCGGCUUGGGGAGCGUACAAGAGCAUCGAGGAUGUAGUGAAGAAGACCAGGAACACCCUGCUCCGUGCUCACCUCUUCAACACCACCGUACUUCCUGCUUUGACCUAUGCUUCGGAAACCUGGGAAUUUCGCAAGCAGGAAGAAAACGCGGUGAGCGUCAUUGAACGCGCAAUUGAGAGAGUGAUGCUAGGAGUAUCCUGUUUUGCGCAAGUGAGGGACGGGAUUCGAAGUUCUCUCCUACGUCAGCGAUCGAAGAUUAGAGACGCCGCGUUUGCCAAGGAAAGUAAAAUAAGGUGGGCCGGACUUGUGAUGCGCUUCAAUGACAACCGUUGGGCCAGAUCCGUGAGCGAUUGGGUUCCCCGCGAUAUUAAACGCACACCAGAAAGACCGCCGACCCGAUGA